AUGGGUAGAGGUAUUCGGGACAACAGCAUCAUUCAUUCACCUUCGUUUACCUUCCUUGUCGGUCCCAAGCAUACUAAGCUGACCAUCCAAUCCGCGCUCGCAGAGCAUGUUUCCAAACCGCUGCACAAUCUUAUGAACAACGGGCAUACCCGUGAAUCAAAACAUAGAAUCGCAAUCUUGGAAGAUGAAGACGUCGAGACCUUCGUUGCAUUUUGCGAAUAUGCAUACACGGGUGACUAUGCGGUCCCGCACCAACAAGGUCUGCGGGAAGAUGACAAGCUGAGGAUUGAGAUACCUCAGAGUCCGCUAAGCUGCAGGCACUCCUGGCGACAAAGUCAGCGCUCGGAGUCAUUUUCGUCAGCGCUCCCAACUGCCCCUUCGCCGCCUCCGGAAUCCGUGGACUCUACUGUCUUGACUAUCAAGCCUCAAAUCGAGGCUGAACCCGAGCCACCAAUUGUGGAAGAUUCAACCGCAGAGGAGGCUGCAGAGGCGGAAAAGCCGGUGGAUACCAUGGCAGAUAGUCCGCCGGGUGGAGAUCAAGAGGUUCCGGCCGAGGCGCAAGGUGCUGCGACUACUCCGAUUGAACUUGUACCUGAACCUGAAAGGCAAAAGGAACAGGAUGCUGAGCCUGCUCGACCUGAGCCCGAGGCAUCAGCUACCAACCUGACCGAGGCAGUUGAUUUCGACAGCCCGGUUCGAUCUCUCUCCACUAGAGGAAGGAAGAAAGCAAAGAGAGCCGCCUUGAAGAAACAACAGGAGCUGCAGAGCUUGUUUGUAGAGGAGCCUCCAGCCAACCCCACGCCACCUUCAACGCCUCCUCCAGAGCCAGCAAUGGAGUCCUCUGCCGAGGAUGCACCAGAGGACGUUAAUGUCGAUGAGAUGACCCUGGAGAAUCAGAAAGACGAAGCUAUUCCUGUGGAGGAAUAUCCCACAGAUGAUGCACCUGCUGAUUCGGGGGUCGACCAGGAGCCUGACGCUUCCGAGCCUGAGCCAGUGGCUCAAGAAUGGGGAAACGAAGCUGUAUCUCCUUCAGACCCCGUUACUUCUGUAGGAGAGCAAUCGGAGCAUUCCAUUGAGAAUGACCACGAUCAAGAGCAAGCCUCUGAACCCCCGAAGCCUAUUAUCGACAUGUCUUUUGCCAAGCAACCCACCUCGUCAUCUCACGCACCUGGCCUCAGCCUAUGGGAUGAAUUUGAAUCGCUCAGAUAUAACGAUGAUCGACAGGCUCUAACUCACACAACAACUGAGCCGCCCACGACGGAGGUCCCCUACCUCACUUUCCACGCGAAGGUCUACGUCUUUGCAACUCGCUACCUCAUUCCUGCCCUUGCGCAACUCUGCCUUCGCAAACUCCACCAAGACCUACUUCACAUUUCUUUCGGAGAAGAAGACCCCAUCGACCAGGAUUCCGACGCGAAUUUUUAUGACAGUUUGGCUGCACGUCAGGCUCCCAUGGUGCUUGAUCUCCUUCGUUACGCUUAUUUCAAGACUACCCGUCUAGAGCCAAUCUCUCCAACCUCUGCAACGCAAUUGCGUGAGAAUGAGCUGCGAAAGUUGGUGGUACAUUUCGCUGCUUGCAAAAUUAAGGAGCUGGCUCGCUACCAUCCUCCGGGACAGAGCGGCACCGCUACACCUGCGGUUCGACCCGUGGAUGCCAUCAUGCAGCGCGCUGAGCUUGCGAAGCCUCCGACUAGUUUGCGUGCCUUGCUGGACAUGACACCAGAGCUGGCCUCUGAUCUUGUAUAUCGCAUGAUGUGA
Molecule: messenger RNA, 1758 nt
Organism: Penicillium chermesinum
Lineage: Eukaryota; Fungi; Ascomycota; Eurotiomycetes; Eurotiales; Aspergillaceae
Exons: 1
Coding region: 1-1758 (585 amino acids)
Source: RefSeq, a predicted model, not a curated record